Molecule: messenger RNA, 661 nt
Organism: Malurus melanocephalus (red-backed fairy wren)
Lineage: Eukaryota; Metazoa; Chordata; Aves; Passeriformes; Maluridae
Product: 28S ribosomal protein S15, mitochondrial-like
Exons: 3
Coding region: 1-543 (180 amino acids)
Biological process (GO): translation
Cellular component (GO): ribosome
Molecular function (GO): structural constituent of ribosome
Source: RefSeq, a predicted model, not a curated record
AUGGGCAGUGUUUGGCCUCAGACAGUGCCCACCGUGUGCCGUGGGUUCCUGCAGGAGCAGCAGGCUCAGCUGGCAGCUCGAGGCAGGGCAGAUGAUCCAGGCUCACCUGGCAAAGCUGCUGCUCUCACACAGCUCCUCUCUCUGCUCUUCACAGUCGCUGCUUUGACUGCCAAGAUCCGCACGCUCGAGGAGCACCUCCAGAGGCAUCCCAAGGACAAAAGCAACCGCCGGUGCAUGCUGAUGGAUCUGGACCGGCGGAGGAAGAUGCUGGGCUACCUGCGCCGGGUCAACUACAGCACCUUUGAGAAAACCUGCAAACAGCUGGACAUCCAGUACAGCCCCCCACAGCCCUACGCCCGCCGCAUCACCAAGCGCUGGCUGGUCAAGAAGGCUUUGUGCAUCAAGGUGUUCCAAGAGAAGCAGAAGCUGAAAGCAGCAGAGAGACUGAAGCAGAGGAGACAGCGGCAGGCAAGAGCAAGAGCUGCACGGGAACAGCAGGAGCAGCAGGCACAGAAGCAAGCACAGGAGGGAACACCUGUGUAAUGGCAUGGCCAGGCUGACAAUAAACACCCACCCAAAGACCUCAUGCCUCUUCUCUCCUGUGGUGUGGUCUGCACCGUUCUGGGCACCUGGGAAGGGCAGUGAGUGGUUUAAGUGAUUU